Molecule: messenger RNA, 690 nt
Organism: Lodderomyces orthopsilosis Co 90-125
Lineage: Eukaryota; Fungi; Ascomycota; Pichiomycetes; Serinales; Debaryomycetaceae
Exons: 1
Coding region: 1-690 (229 amino acids)
Biological process (GO): transcription initiation at RNA polymerase II promoter
Cellular component (GO): transcription factor TFIID complex; SAGA complex; nucleus
Molecular function (GO): RNA polymerase II general transcription initiation factor activity; promoter-specific chromatin binding
Source: RefSeq, a predicted model, not a curated record
AUGGCAGAACCAACAAACAAAGAUAUCGAAAUGGCAGAUGAAGAGUUUGAUGAUGCUGAAGAAAACGUCGUCGAUGUGCCGAACUCCAUCAACGAAGCAUCAAGUGAUACCCAGGAGAAACAAUCCAAAGAAGAGAAAUCGAAGCAGAAGCAACAAUCAUUAUCUGCUGCUGCUGCUGCUACUGCUGCAGCAGCUUCAUCACUAAUCCCCGACUUGCCUGACCUUACACGUAAAGAUAAAACACUCAAAGAAGUCCUAGAUAUGAUGGACGAUGAGUUUGCGCCAAUCAUACCCGACGCGGUUACCGACUACUACUUGGCUAAAAAUGGAUUCGAAUCAUCCGAUGUGAAAAUAAAGAGACUCAUAGCAUUAGCUACUCAAAAGUUUAUCAGCGAUAUAGCUCAAGAUGCGUACGAAUAUAGCAGGAUUAGAAACGCUAGUGCAGUUUAUAACUCCUCCAAUCCACAAGUUAGAGCAAAACAAUUACUCCAGGUGCAACAGUAUGCUAAUCAGCAAACAUUAGCAGGUAAUGCUAAUGCUAAUGCGGAAAAUGGCGAACAGCAGGCAUCUCAACAAUCGCAUUCAACUGUUGGCAAUCAACAAGGAAAAGUCGUGUUGACUAUGGAAGAUCUUAGUAAUGCUCUAAGCGAGUAUGGAAUGAAUGCCUCCAGACCAGGAUUCUACAGGUAG